Saccharomyces kudriavzevii IFO 1802 is the source of this 717-nucleotide messenger RNA. RefSeq names its product riboflavin synthase (gene RIB5). The transcript has a single exon. The record is from RefSeq and is a predicted model, not a curated record. The coding region runs from base 1 to 717 and encodes 238 amino acids. NCBI's taxonomy places the organism in Eukaryota, Fungi, Ascomycota, Saccharomycetes, Saccharomycetales, Saccharomycetaceae. Gene Ontology annotation, molecular function: riboflavin synthase activity. Gene Ontology annotation, biological process: riboflavin biosynthetic process.
AUGUUCACUGGUAUUGUAGAGUGCAUAGGAACCGUUUUAGAAAAUAAUCCGUACGACGACACGGAAAGUGGAGGCCAAGGUGUUUCUAUCACUAUCGGCAACGCCGAAAGUAUUCUUUCUGACUGCCAUGUCGGAGAUUCGAUAGCUGUAAACGGAAUAUGUCUCACAGUGACCGAAUUUGAUAGUGCGUCUUUUAAAGUUGGGAUAUCGCCGGAGACUAGCAAGAGAACCAACGUCGCUUCCUGGGCCCAGGGAGCCAAAGUCAACUUGGAGAGAGCGGUGUCUCAAGACGUGAGGUUCGGUGGCCAUUAUGUGCAGGGACAUGUAGAUACUGUUGCCAAUAUUGUUUCAAGGGAACCUGAGGGAAACUCAAUUAUAUUUGGGUUUCAGUUAAGAGAUCAAGAGUAUUUCAAGUACAUAGUGGAAAAAGGGUUCAUUUGCAUUGACGGGACCUCUUUGACAGUAACGCAAGUUGACGAUCUUUCAGAGGGCGGUGCCUUUUAUAUCAGUAUGAUCAAGCACACCCAAGACAAUGUUAUCAUGCCUUUAAAGACAUUUGGUGACGAAGUCAACAUCGAGGUAGACUUGACGGGGAAGAUUAUUGAGAAGCAAAUCUUGCUGACUUUGGAAGAUCAAAUAUCAAAGAAGGAUAGCACUUUGAAUACCAUGAUCACGAAAAUUAUAGAAGAAAAUGUUAAAAACUAUCUAAGUAAAUAG